AUGUCUUCUACCAUGGACUCAAUAUCGCAAGAAUCCCAAAGCCUCUCCCCUACGCCGCGCCCUCCCCGAUCCAAACGUGGCCGUCUCUCUUUAGCGUGCACUCAAUGUCGCAAGCGCAAAGUGCGAUGCGACGCGACAACCCCCAAGUGUCGCAAUUGCGUCUUACGAGGCGAUGAAUGCACAACCUUCGACCCGCGACGACCCAAUGCCGUAGCAGUGAGGAAAUGGCCGCACAAGAGUUCACAGAGCACGUCGACGCUGUCGCCAGUAGAGCGCAGAGCGUCCAUCGUUAGCCAGCAUAGCUCUCCAGCAUCGCUCAUGGGAUCACAGCAUACUGCCACGACACCUUUGUCGGCGAGUGGGAAUAAAGAGAGGGUUCCCUCGUGGAUUGAGCGCGCAUACCAAGAGAGUCAGACGUCGCCCGAGAGCGGGACUGAUGGGCAGACAAAUGACAGUCCCGAUGUCGUUAUGAACACCGAUGAGUCGUCGCAUCGCAUAAAGUACAUGGGUUCUAGCAGCCUGCAAUGCCUCACUCGCUUCAUCGAUCUCUUUCUCCAGCGACGAGGACUCGAUCCCAUCGGCAGACAUUUCCGAUGGGGAAUGUGCUUUACUGAGGAGUUUUCGCUGCCCUUAGUACCGAGCUUGCCAGACCUACCCAGCAUGUCCGUCAUGGAACCCUGCAUAAAGAAAUACUUCAGCCGCACGCAUCCUCUAAUACCAGUACUCGACCAUACGGAGUUUAUAUCCGACGUCUUGCGCUUUUCCGAUCUACAACAAACAUGUCCGAAUGGUCUCCAAGGAGCGAUAACGUCUGUGGACGCACCUGCUGUCGCUGCAAUCUAUGCCGUGCUUAGUAUUGGUAUGGAUGAUCACGAAGGCACAAUAUCGCCUGCAGCUACGGGUUAUCUUACAGGUGCUUAUUCUCUUGUGAGCCACCUACUAAGCUUUCCAUAUAUGAGCUCUGUCCAAGCCCUUGUUUUACUAGCAGUAGCUAUGCGCGCAAGAGGGAAAGAUGGCCAAUGCUGGCAUCUACUCGGCCAGGCAAUUCGAAUAGGCUAUUCACUAGGUUUCCACCGAAAGAUUGUCAUAUCAAAUCCCAACGAGGACUCGGGACAUCAAGUUGACCGUCAGUUGCACUCUAGAGUCUGGUGGUCGUGCUAUGCGUUGGAGAAGUCCAUGCAGCUUGAGACAGGCCGACCCAGUGCCAUCGAAAUCACCGACUGCGAUCAGCCACUACCAGAUAAAAGCAGCGGGUUGAACCAAUGUUUUAUCAGAUGGGUGUCUCUUUCUCAACUGGUUGGCAAGAUCAGCGAGCACAUCUUCCAAAGAAGAGCAGAGAGUGCUCUUGAGUUCUUGUCGGGCAUUGCACUGCUAGAUCAGGCACUGAUUGACUGGCUGGACGAAGGGACAGAGGAUGCGAAGACAAACCAAAACGCAAAGACCUCGGAAGAGAAGUCAUUUGCAGUUUUUCUGUCUUUGCAAUUCCACCAGGCCCAAAUCACUCUUCUAAGGGCAUCACUAAUAUUCCCUGAGACCUCAUUUCAGAAUCAAGUUCAGAGGCAUGAGUCCAAGAUUCAGAGUAUCUCGCGGUUGUUACAAAGCCAAGUUACCUGCGUUGAGGCUGCCAGGACCAUCAUAACACAAGUCGCCGAGUUUGCAGACUCUCAACCUGACUUUUUGCUACUGACGCCGACUCCCACAUUUUUGGCAGCCGUAACACUCGCACUGCAAACAUUUAAGAAACCACAUAAGCGAAUGGGCCGAUCAGAUGGUGAGCUCGUGAGAAUAGGAUCCGACUACGUUGCUGAGUGUUAUCGACGCGUCGGCCAGCACAGUGAAUUCGUCAAAGGCGUGCUAGAACUAUCACUGCGCGUCAACCAAGUCUUGUCUGGAGACACCUCAACUAUUCAGACACCGAGACUGCAACAACAGGACUCUCAAGAUGCGAGCCUUGACCAGAGAAUGUUGUCGCCAAGCCAAUUCUGCGACCCCAGUGUUGAUUCGUUCGUAUUCGAUCCGUUGGAGUAUUUUCAGGAUCCGUUUCAAGCGAUGCCGUUGGACCACUUCUGGGCGGUGAUGGAGAGCGAUUUCGCAACUAUUGGUGAUCAGGGCAUGUGUUAA
Fusarium pseudograminearum CS3096 is the source of this 2121-nucleotide messenger RNA. RefSeq lists its product as uncharacterized. The record is from RefSeq and is a predicted model, not a curated record. Bases 1 to 2121 code for a protein of 706 amino acids. Gene Ontology annotation, biological process: DNA-templated transcription; regulation of DNA-templated transcription. Gene Ontology annotation, molecular function: DNA binding; zinc ion binding; DNA-binding transcription factor activity, RNA polymerase II-specific. NCBI's taxonomy places the organism in Eukaryota, Fungi, Ascomycota, Sordariomycetes, Hypocreales, Nectriaceae. The transcript is spliced from 3 exons.